Molecule: messenger RNA, 1774 nt
Organism: Linum trigynum
Lineage: Eukaryota; Viridiplantae; Streptophyta; Magnoliopsida; Malpighiales; Linaceae
Source: the annotation of a GenBank genome assembly
CUCUCAAUCUGAGUCUCUAGCGGGCGACUAACCUCCACCAGAGUAAACAGAUUGAGGCCUUAACAAACAAAACCUCCACUACCGGAGUGAAUCCGGUACAGAAUAGUGAGUUGGCUCCUCGACUAAAGUCACCAACUCCCUACCUUCAAUCAAGGAUGCUCUAUCAACCUAGGCAGAUAUUCUCAUUCUAGGUUAAAGCGGAAACAACAGGAAUUUGAUCAGGAUUCAUGUCAUUCAAUCAUUCAAACCUCAAUUGAACAUAAUCAAAUUAUAGAAUCAGUACUUGGGUUCAUACAAUCAAACCUAACAUACAAAUCUAGGGUUCUCCAUACCCAGAUGAAUGGGAGAACUACUCCAUAGAGAAAGAAGCAAGAGCAGAAUCAGACGCGGAAUUCAUACUGUGAAGGAUGGAUUCCUGCUCCUGGAUGUUGAUCGGCACUUCUCCAAGCUUAAGCUGGCCUCCAAUGGUGAUGAAGAUCAAGCUAGGGCACUUGGAACUCUUGUUCGUCACUUUCUCACUCUAGGAAUUGAUAUCUCUCUCUCUAAAACUCGAAUCCCCCUUCUCUUCUGGCUGAAAUCUGCUUAAAAGGGCAUCAGUGGGCAAAACACGGUCGAGGGCACGGCCGUGUUCUGCCUCAGCCCGCCCGUGUUUUGCGAAGGUUUAAUUACACGGCCAGACUGCUGGGGAAAACACGGGCGUGCUUUUGUUGGACACGGUCGUGCUUUCCCUCGACCUUGCCCGUGUUUUGAGCUCGUGCUUUUUAAACUCAGAUUAGCUCUCGGCAGUAAAAGCACGGCCUAGGAACACGGCCGUGUUCUGCUUUAGGUGUGCCCGUGUUUUGGCUCCAGCUUCACCGAAUGACUUCUGAAUGCCCCGACACUCGUGCUUAGCCUUUCCUUUGACGCCUGGGACCUGAAAUAUGACAAAAUAGCACAACUCGGCGUAAAUUAGGCCAAAAACACACGACUAUGCCCCUCAAACGGAUAAGAACUAGGGGCGCAAAUAUGUGCAAUUACAUCGUUAUCAAAUCCCCCCACACUUAACCGUUUGCUUGUCCCCAAGCAAACCAAGUCAGACACAAUGUAAGCUCAAAGCAGGGCAUGUCAUAUCGGCACAAAACACGUGGAUCAUACUGGCUUUUCGAUCAUUAACACAUGGACAACCUCAAUGACAACCUAGACAACCACCACAGAUGACAUUCGAAUGCAGUAAAAUCGAGCAAAGGAAGAGUCUCCCUUCUGUUCACCAACCAACAUAGACUUGAUUCAACCACUUGUUCAAAACAGUCACUUCAUGCACAAAGCUCAAGAUAUCAGAAUUAAGACCGAGCAAUCUAGGUUCUCACCGGGAUAAAGAGUAUAGAGAAUAAGAGAAAAUGAAUCGCUCACUCUCGACCAGUGGGGUCAGGACAAUCUGAUGCGAAAAAUGCGCAUGCUUAAUCUCUCAAUCCCUAACAUCUCUUCACCAUGAAUGCAGCCUCUAAGUGCUAGAGUUCACAUAUGGGGUGUCACCACUAACUAAUCUGGAGGUCUUAGACACAGGUCCAGAUGACUGGCUAGGGUCUUGGACAUGGGGAAAAGGCUUUUUAGGUGGUGGAAGUAUUCAUACAGCACAAGGUUCCACAUUUCCAAACCCGAAAGACUCGCAAUCAAUCAACCCAAUAACUUUCUUUCUGCUAUUCUGCAUUACUCAAAUUCAAAGCACAAGAGCGAAGGAGGUUACAUAAAUGCUAGUAUCUCUAAGCCAGACUGCUAAGAAAUACUACUUAAUGGG